This is a messenger RNA of Closterium sp. Yama58-4, 2004 nucleotides long. The record is from the annotation of a GenBank genome assembly. NCBI's taxonomy places the organism in Eukaryota, Viridiplantae, Streptophyta, Zygnematophyceae, Desmidiales, Closteriaceae.
AUGUCGAGCUGUGGGGGGAACAGUAAUGCGCUUAUGGGAGCACUUUUUAGUGGAGCAGGUGCGCCUGGAGCGGGUGUAGCUGGGGGAGGUGCGGCUGGGGGAGGUGCUACUGAGCUGGGGAACAGUGGUGUGCUUAGCAGGGCGUUUCUCAGUGGAGCAGGUGCAGCUGGGGGAGGUGGUACUGAGCGAUCAGAGGGAAUGGCAGGAGGACUUGGGGUCGGCUUUUUAGCCCCUCAUGACUUGGUCGCUGGCACAAUGGUGGUGGGAGAAGGAAGGCGAGGAGGGGGGAGAGAAGGAAAUGUGAGGGAGGGAAAGGCAGUGGGAGGAGAGGAUGAAGGGCUUACAAGGCAGAUAGGUGAAGAGGACGUGGGCGUGGCACAGAGGGGUGGAGAGGGGUGUGAAUGGGUCACUGGUAGGGGCACGCUGCGCACUGAUACUGAUGCUGCAACUGCUGGUGCUGGUGCUGGUGGGGAAGGUGAUGAUGGUGGUGUGUGCGCAAAGGAUGGUGGGAAGGGUAGGGAGAAGAAGACGGGUAUGGCUGGUGAGUGUGGGGUGAAGGGUGGGGAGAGAGAGCAGGAAGGGGAGAGAAUCAGCGUAAGGGGAUUGGAGGACGGGGAGGGAAUCAAGGAGGGGUGCAGUGAGGAGGAGGAGAUGGGGGAUGGGAAGGAGGUGGAGGAGGAACGGGAAGGAGGCAUGUGUGUGGGUGGGCGUAGGGAGGAGGAACGGGAAGUAGGCAUGUGUGUGGGUGGGCGUAGGGAGGAGGAACGGGAAGGAGGCAUGUGUGUGGGUGGGCGUAGGGAGGAGGAACGGGAAGGAGGCAUGUGUGUGGGUGGGUGUAGGGAGGAGGAACGGGAAGGAGGCAUGUGUGUGGGUGGGCGUAUGGAGGAGGAGGGAGGAGAGGAGGGAGUGAAGGGUGGUGUGGAGCGAAUGAAGGAGGAGGAAGGGGAGAAGGGAGGGGAGGAGGGAGGGGAUGGGGGCAGGACUGACAACAGGGAAGCAGGGGUGGAUGCUGGGGAGGAAGGAGACGGGGGAGAGGGAGCAGGGGGUUCUGAGGGGGACAAAGAAGGAGAAGAGGAUGAGGACAAGGAGGAUGAGGAGGAUGAGGAUAUGGAGACAGAACAAGACAAAGACAUGCCGACCCCCGUGUGCCUGUGGUGUCUGUCGGAAGGUCAUUGGGCGGCUGAGUGUGCUGACCUGGCAAGAACCCGUGCCAAGCACGCGACCAGUAGCAGGGAGACAGCUGGCAGGGACACGUCAGACACGGGUGCAGUAGCAGACUCAGGAACAGCAGUAGGGACAACAAGAGUAGGGAAAGAUGCAGGUGCAACAGUGAAAACAGCAAGUGAGUCAGCAGUAGGAGAUGCAGCGGGUGUGCCAGCAGCUGUUAUGCACUGCAAACUGGCAAGCACAGGUGCUGCAGCAGCAGACCUGCUGAUUCAAGAGGCGGGCAGAAGCUCCGAUGUGCCUGAGAAGCGGGAGGGAGAGACUCCGGGCGCAUGGAACGUUGCUGCUCUUUUCCCAGGCUGGUUUGCUCUCUUUGACCUGCAGACAACGGAACAGGAAGGUGGCGGGUUGCCCCCUGCCUUGCUCGCUUCUAUAGAAUCGCUGCGCCUCUCUCGAAGGGAUAUUGUCAAGAUUCAAAGCCAUCCGGGUGUCAGGGCACGAGUGGUUGGCUUCUUCCUUCGCCUCCGAUUGGGCAAGAAAGAGGAGGAUUUGGGCGGCACGGGUUACCGCAUGGCCAAAAUAACGGGUGUCGUGCGAAAGCAAGCUGUUGAAUCGGUACCCUCGUCUGCUGACUCAGGCGGAAUGGCACUCACUGUAGAUAUGGGCGACGGGGAGUAUACUGUAGACGGCCAUUACGUCUCCAACAAACCAUUUCUUGAGGUUGAAGUUGUUGAGUGGUGUAGAAAGAUAUGGCAGAAAGGUGGGGCGGCGUUGCUUUCUCCCAUUCUCUGCACCAAGGAUAUUGAGGCCAAGAUAUGUGAGAGAAGAGGCUGGAACUGA